Messenger RNA from Penicillium argentinense, 1485 nucleotides. RefSeq names its product M20 family metallo-hydrolase. Bases 1 to 1485 code for a protein of 494 amino acids. Lineage: Eukaryota; Fungi; Ascomycota; Eurotiomycetes; Eurotiales; Aspergillaceae. Gene Ontology annotation, molecular function: hydrolase activity, acting on carbon-nitrogen (but not peptide) bonds, in linear amidines. The record is from RefSeq and is a predicted model, not a curated record. The transcript is spliced from 3 exons.
AUGGCAGUCCGAUCAGUAAUUCGUGCAACCCGGACCUGGACAAGGGCAUACCUCCAUCGAGCAGCCUCCCACCAGCAAUUUCGAAAGGCGUUCUCAACGACCACAUCUCGCAACAUGUUCACCAGUGAAUUGUCUGAAGCCGACGUGUCGGCUCUGAGGGCCAACAAAGACCGUCUUGCCAAAGACCUUCAUCACUCGUGUCAAUGGGGGUUCGGAAUCCGAUGGGGCGACAACACAACAGACACUGGCAUGCAACGUCUCGCACUGUCUGAAGAAGACAAGAGUGUUCGGGACUGGUUCAUCCAGACCAUGAAGGAUCUUAAGUGCGAGAUAACCGUCGACGAAAUGGGGAACAUAUUCGCUGUUCGUCCAGGACGAAGAAAGGAUGUGCCGGCUACUUUCAUCGGGAGCCACCUCGACACGCAGCCAACUGGAGGACGAUAUGAUGGAAUUCUGGGUGUUCUCGCUGGAGUCGAGGCGCUUAAACGCAUGGAUGAAAUGGGCCUCGAGACAGAGGGAGGAGUGGGUGUGGUAAACUGGACCAAUGAGGAGGGAGCUCGAUUCCCGGUGAGCAUGAUCUCAUCCGGCGUGUGGGCCGAAUGCAUUCCUCUAUCGAAAGCACACAAUCUUAAAGAAGUUCCUACAGUGGCAUCACUCCCAACAGCGGCAUCUGCACCGGAGACAAUGAAAUCGGCAUUGCAGAAGAUCGGCUAUCUCGGCAGCGUACCUUGUUCGUAUAAGACUACCCCAAUGGCUGCGCACUUCGAGUUACACAUCGAGCAGGGUCCUCAUCUUGUAUCGGCGAAUCAACGCGUGGGAGUAGUCGCAGCCGUGCAAGCCUAUCGUUGGUUCCGAUUGAAGGUGAUUGGGCGCGAUACACACACCGGUACAACCGCAUUCGAGCAUCGCGCAGAUGCCCUCUAUGCAUUUUCGCGCAUGAUGGUUCGAGCCAGAGAAAUUGCUGCGGCUCGAGGAUGUCUUGCUAGCGUUGGAAUCAUCGAAGCAAAGCCAGGCAGUGUGAACACCGUGCCGGGCCAGGUCAAUUUCAGUUUGGAUAUCCGUGGGCCGGAGACAGAACUAGUCGCCGAAGUUGAGAAAGAACUGCGAGCCGAUUUCGACGCCAUUGCCGCUGAAGAGGGCGCAGGAAUUGGCAAGCCCUGUCGGGUCGAGUGGACGCUGGAUUUUGACUCCCCUGCUGUCAAGUUCCAUGACGAUUGCAUUGACUGCGUACAACAAUCGGCUCAUGCUGUAGUUGCAGAUGCACCCGUCGCAGUUCCCGAGUCGCUUGUAAGGCACAUCAUGAGUGGUGCUGGACAUGACAGCGUCUUCACAUCGAAAAGAGUUCCCACUAGCAUGAUAUUCGUCCCUUGCAAUGAUGGGCUGAGCCAUCACCCGGAAGAGUUCUGUUCAGCAGACGACUGUGCAACAGGGGCAUCGGUGAUUCUGCAGGCUGUUGUACGUUAUGAUCGAAAGAGAUUCGCGUAG